Spirometra erinaceieuropaei is the source of this 1800-nucleotide messenger RNA. NCBI's taxonomy places the organism in Eukaryota, Metazoa, Platyhelminthes, Cestoda, Diphyllobothriidea, Diphyllobothriidae. The record is from the annotation of a GenBank genome assembly.
AUGAUUGCAUCCAUUUCUUCGGCAGGCCUCGAUGAAUUUGAGGUAUUUUCUCGCUUAAGUGCCGGUAGUUGAGGGGUCUAAAGAUAAGAUGAUUCUGCAUAACAACUGCUUUGCUAAUCCAUGCGCUGGUGCAAUCCCUGGGGAUGUUGACUUUGUGCACUUCUGGAAGACCAUAGGAUCUCGUCCUUGUGGAGUCCGUGGAAUUAUUGUUUUACCGUGAGGCUUGUCUUUUUCGAGUUCACUGUCCCCCCCCCCCCUUUACCUGACGGGUUGCGGCCGGUUAGGACCAGUGUUGAGCAUAGCUUCUUAAUUCUGAUUGCCGUCAUUUUUUAAGAAGCUCAAACGUUUAAGUGCUGUCCUUAAAGCUAGGUUAGUUAAAUUCGACCAAACCCGAAAAUUGGUUUCGUUAAGCCUUGGCUGGUUAUUUCUUUAGUCGCUCCGUCCAAUUGAAAAUGGCGUAGUACUGGAUCUGCAACGGGUUAUAGUCAUCGGUUACUGUUUUUCUCCGCUACCCCGUUUCGUAGAAUUGGCCUUUUUCGUCAAGCUUUGCUGGUCCUACUGAUUGCUACGCACUUAGGUGUUUCAGACUCUUUUCGUCCCUCCAUUUUUUAGGGCGCUGGCUUCCAGCCGACUUGGCUGCUGUUUGGCUGCCGCGACUCGCACUUUGAUCUCCUCUUUCCGACCACGUUAUUGGAUUUCCUACGUGAUGGGACUCUAGGCCAUCUUUGUCUCUGCUUUUCACGCCGUCCAUCCCAGGCUGAUUCAGCCGUUAACCCACCUCUUGCACCCCAUCUUCGCGACCUCCUUGGCCACGCCUGCUUGCCGCAGAAGUGCAAGUAUGUUCAGGAAUGCAUGCUGGCGGCUGAUUGCCGUAUGGCUGCACCUGGUGCCUGUGAAUGCUCUGCAGACGUUGCUACUGCCUUUUCCGAUCUCUCCAUGCAGGAAUCGGCGCGCAGUCGCCCGUCACCUUCCCACGCCGAUCAGCUGACCCAUCUGGUCAUGGAUUGUGGGGCCCACAUUCGGGUAUGAAAACUUCCUCUGGCUAUUAUUAAUAUUGCCCUUCCAUCUCUAAUCCUGCGGGAACUAUGUUGGCAGGCAUGUGUCAGCGCCCAUAAUUUUUUCAUCUUUUCACAGAUUAUUAAUAGCUUUUCUUGCAUAACCCGCGGUUUUGGACCACUAGACCUUUCCUUUACAAACUUUCGUAAUUGCUUUGUUGGGUGAAUAUCUCGAACGGUCUAGAGGGUCAUGCUGGAAGUCCUUAUUCUCUCUCUUUCCCCCCUCCUUCCGCCAUAACCGCCACAAUUAGGUUUCAUAGUAACGGGGUUUAUUCUGUCGUGUCUUCCUGCCCCAACUCAGGUGUUCCGUUUGCGCACACUUCGGAGUCAUCAGGACAUUAAGUCAAUUUUUAAGUGACUUUAUUGGUUUCGAAUUCUCCUCCACGAUCAAAACGUAUCACUCAUCCGCAAUGUGUUAAUGCCUGCUUUUACUAUCGCAGCGCCUUCUGCUCAUUGUUUUUAACCGAGAAAGAAUUCGACUUUGCUCACUGUCUUCUUGUGGGAUUUUUAACAUCUAAAUAAACUGUCUUUCCCGCGGUUGUAGGUGUGCGGCGACGCCAAGGGCAUGGCACCCGCAGUUGCCUCCGCCUGGGCUGCCCUAUUCGCACUUCGGUUGGCCACAGGGGGCGUGUGCAUCGACCCGUCCAAAGUUCAAACACUGACGCCGGAGGAGAUCAAACGAGGUCAAAGUUACCUGGCCAUGUUAAAGCAAGAGCAUCGCUAUAUUGAAGACGUGUGGCGUUAG